UAUGCUAGUGCUAGAGUAAAAAUCUUGAAGUUGAAAAGAAAGCUUUAAAAAAUCUUGCAGCGGCCAGUGUUGUACGCUUUCCAGAAUUUAUACUUUGCUUUAGUGAUAAAAAACUAACAAUUUUAUAAUCUUAAACUAAAAUAUCUUAUUUUUGGAAACAAGUAAAAUGGCUUUAGUUUGUGCUAUUACAAACGAAGUGCCAGAAACACCAGUUAUUUCACCACAAUCUGGAGCAAUAUUUGAAAAGCGAAUAAUCGAAAAAUACAUAGCCGAAAAUGGGUGCGAUCCUAUUACGGGAAAGGAAAUCAAAGUAGACGAACUAAUUGAAAUCAAGACACCGCCAAUUGUCAAGCCUAAACCCCCAAGCGCCACUAGCAUUCCGGCUACUUUGAAGACAAUGCAAGAUGAAUGGGAUGCCUUGAUGUUGCACUCAUUCACUCAACGACAGCAAUUGCAAAUAGCUCGUCAAGAACUUAGCCAUGCUCUUUAUCAGCAUGACGCAGCUUGUCGUGUAGUUUCGAGGCUAACAAAAGAGGUGGCUGCAGCCAGAGAGGCUUUGGCAACGCUAAAGCCUCAAGCUGGAAUUGCAACACCUUCGACUAUACCACAGCCUGCAAUUGCUGCUGAAGCAGCUGGCGUUGCUACUCAACCAAUUGAACAAGCUGGAAUGAGUGCAGAGGUUAUUCAGAAACUUCAAGACAAGGCGACCGUCCUGACGCAAGAACGCAAGAAACGGGGUAGAACAGUGCCAGAAGAACUCAUCACCCAGGAUCAGAUUAAAACUUUCUUGACUGUAGCUUCACAUCCAGGACUGCACUCGGCAUCUGUGCCAGGUAUUCUAGCUCUGGACAUUAAUAGUGCUGAUCAUAGUAAGAUCCUUACUGGGGGGAAUGAUAGGAAUGCAACUGUCUUCAAUAAAGACACCGAACAAGUUGUUGCUAUUCUCAAGGGACAUACAAAGAAGAUUACCAAGGUUAUAUACCAUCCUGAUGAAGAUACUGUUAUAACAGCUUCCCCUGACAUGUGCAUUCGUAUAUGGAACGUUCCCACCAGUCAGACACAACUAUUGUUGCGGUGUCAUGAUGGUCCUGUUACUGGCCUAUCGCUUCACCCAACUGGCGACUAUGUCCUUUCAACAUCUUCAGACAAACACUGGGCAUUUUCCGAUAUUCGAACUGGAAGACUUCUGACUAAGGUGAUGGACACAGCUGAAGUUGGGCUAACAACGGCACAAUUUCAUCCGGAUGGACUGAUUUUUGGAACAGGAACAGAUGAUUCUCAAGUUAAAAUCUGGGAUUUAAAAGAACAAAGCAACGUUGCCAAUUUCCCUGGACAUACUGGACCAAUUUCUGCAAUUUCAUUCUCUGAAAAUGGUUAUUAUUUAGCCACAGCCGCAGACGAUGCUUGUGUUAAACUAUGGGAUUUACGCAAACUGAAGAACUUUAAAACAAUACAAUUGGAAGAUGGUUACGAAGUCAAGGAUCUGUGCUUUGAUCAAAGUGGAACUUAUUUGGCAAUCGCAGGAACUGAUGUCAGAAUUUAUUUAUGUAAACAAUGGCAAGAUUUGAAGGUUUUUAACGAUCAUACAGCACUUGCGACAGGCGUGCGUUUUGGAAAACAUGCCCAAUAUCUUGCAUCGACAAGCAUGGACCGUACUCUGAAACUGUAUGCUAUCGAAUAAUUUACCAGGCACUUAAAGUUUCGCAUUAAUUUUAAUAAAUGAAUGUUACUAAACAAAAUAAGAAAUAUAAACGAAGGUAUUACACUUAUAA
Eupeodes corollae is the source of this 1772-nucleotide messenger RNA. RefSeq names its product pre-mRNA-processing factor 19 (gene Prp19). Lineage: Eukaryota; Metazoa; Arthropoda; Insecta; Diptera; Syrphidae. The record is from RefSeq and is a predicted model, not a curated record. Bases 167 to 1681 code for a protein of 504 amino acids. Gene Ontology annotation, cellular component: U2-type catalytic step 1 spliceosome; cytoplasm; Prp19 complex. Gene Ontology annotation, biological process: mRNA splicing, via spliceosome; protein ubiquitination; DNA repair. The transcript has 5 exons. Gene Ontology annotation, molecular function: ubiquitin protein ligase activity; protein binding.